AUGAUCAUUGAUCAUGUUCCGAUAGAAGAAGCUUCAAAGUCCAACGCGGAAGAAAUGAUGGAAAGCUAUUCGGGAACGAGUAAAGUUUCUCAAACUCCUAAACACCUGGUACGUAUAGACGUCACUUCCGGUGUCGACAACCUUGCAGUACAAAGCGACGUCGAGGGGGAAACGGAACAUCCGGUUCAUGUGAACUAUUACCUCUCCAACGGCGAUCGUCUGUGGAAACCUAAAUUUAGCAACCAGUCCGUAACAGCCAAUCAAAACAUCUUUAACAGCUUCUCGUUCAAGCGAUAUCUGCCGGUAAUCGAGACGAGCAAUCCCAGCUAUUCCUUCCAGCGUCCUCUACAGAAUAAAGCUCCGACCUAUUUAGUACAUAAAUGUCAUCCGGUUGUCACAGCGACUGAUAUUCCUAAAUCUGAUGUUGUUCCGUUAACAAACAUGGCCGAUAUCCAAGGGCUUUCCUAUAGUCAGACAAAUCCAGCUUUCUCUGACAGCGAUGAAAAACAGCAAGCAAAAUCCUCAUCAAAACCAUCAAACCAGGACCCGGAUGUAAAAAUUGACGUUGACCAAAUAGCGCUAAAUGUGAGGAAGCAUGAAAACGACAAUAUACCAAACGAGGAUAGUGAAAUGAAUACAAUAAAUACAUACAAAAAUCCGCCCACUGCACAAAUAUCUCCAAUCAUCAGCUCCCCACGACCAAACAGUUCUAACGGCGAUAGUAUCGCCAUCUCUAUUACCGACGGGCGCGGUCAAGGUCAAGUGGUAGACUCCAUUCGGACAUCCUCACCUUCGGAAGAGAAUUUUUCUGGAGGUAAUGGAGAAAUUUUAAACGGACCUGGAGUGGCACUGAAGGAAGCAGACGAUCAGCAAUUCAGUGAGGAAGACGCAAAGUGGCUAGCAUGGAUAGAACAGCAGUUCACGACCAUUGCUGGCGAGGACGGGGAAAUCAGCCUCGAGGAGUUCAAGGACGCUCUAAAGGUCAAAAAGUCUUUUUUCGCCGAGCGAUUUUUUGCUCUGUUCGACCAGGAUCGCAGUGGUUCUAUAGAGUUACACGAGUUAAUGGACGGAUUGCGCAUGCUCACGAAAGGAACACCUGCUCAAAAGCUCCGUUUUCUCUUCGAUGUGUAUGAUGUAGACGGCAGUGGCACUAUAGACCGGGAUGAGUUGAAGACAGUAUUGAUGUCUUGUACAGAGGAGAGUUCUCUUUCUAUCAGCGAGGAAAACAUGGAUGCCCUCACUGAUAUUUUGUUCGACUCCGCUGACGAGGACAACAGUGGCGCCAUCUCGUUCGACGAACUGAAAGCGGAACUAGAAAAACAUCCGGGUGUUUUGGAGAACCUUACUAUAAGUGCAGCACAGUGGCUGAAACCUCCUGCAAAAAAUAAAAACAAGAGACGAACUCGCUACUGUACGUAUGCGUACAUUCGGAAUAACCUCAAGAAAGUAGUGUUCUUGAUAUUGUACUUCUUGGUCAGCAUCGGUCUUGGAGCUUACGCAGCCUACAACUAUCGGAACUCUAAUGGAUUUAUCAUAGUGGCGCGAAUCUGUGGAAUGAAUUUGAAUUUUAACUGUAUGUUUAUCCUGGUACUGAUGCUGAGGAAGUCAAUUACGUACCUACUGAUGACACGAGUGGCAAAAUAUCUACCACUAGAACAAAACAUCUUAUUUCAUAAGAUGGUGGGAUGGAUGAUCGGGUUUUACUCACUGUUUCAUACCUUAGCCCAUGUAGGAAAUGCCAUUUUGCUUGAUAUAUCCAAACCCGACCUUGCAUUAUGGGAGAUUUUCUUUACCACCCGUGCCGGAUAUGGAUGGGUGUAUGGUACAGCCAUUUUGAGUGGUUGGGCACUGGACAUAAUCUUAGUAGUAAUGAUAAUUUGCUCACUAGAAUUCGUGCGAAGAGGUGGUCAUUUUCAGGUAUUUUACAAUACACAUAUGCUAUAUAUACUAUUCUGGAUCCUGCUGAUAAUACACGGCUCAAAUUUCUGGAAAUGGUUUGUGGGCCCAGGAGUGAUAUUUAUCCUUGAGAAAUUGUUGCGAUCGAAACUGAUCAAGAAGGCUAGAUAUGGCGAUACCUACAUAGAGGAAGUCAACUUGUUACCAUCCGGUGUAACACAUUUGGUGAUUUCUCGUCCGGAAAAGUUCAGAUACAAAGCUGGGGACUACGUCUUUAUACAGAUACCCGCUAUAGCUAAGCAGGAAUGGCACCCAUUCACCAUCAGCAGUGCACCAGAGAUGAAAGGACAUAUAUGGUUGCACGUGCGAUCUGCCGGUCAUUGGACGAACAAAUGUUACAAGUUUUUUGAGAACUUGGACACUGAGCGUGAGAAGGGUAAGAGCGUGGUUCGUGUUCCCCUACAGAAACGUAAAUCCCGGCACAUAGGCAUAGAAGGUAAAAUCAAGAUGUCACGGACGGGGAACAUUGAAAUAGAACUAGAAGAAGAAUCAGAAAUGAGACGAAAGGAAAAGAAGAAAGCAGUCCGCAUUCAGUGUUACAUAGAUGGUCCUUACGGAACUGCUACUCGCGAGAUCUACGAGACGGAGCACGCAGUACUUGUGGGGGCUGGUAUAGGGAUCACACCCAUGGCCUCUAUACUCCAGAGUGUCAUGUAUCGUUACAAAUCAUCAUUACGUACCUGUCCACAUUGUAACAAAAACUUCUAUGGAGAUAUCCCAGAGACUACCAUGAAGCUCAAAAAGGUUGAUUUUGUGUGGGUGAAUCGAGAUCAAAAAGCCUUCGAGUGGUUUGUGUCGCUAUUGACUCAGUUAGAGAUUGACCAGGCUGAGAUAGAGACUUGUGGAGGAGCUGAAGGCUCUAACAGAAUCAUAGAUAUGCACAUGUUCAUGACUGCUGCACAGAAGAAGACAGAUAUGAAAGGCAUCGGCUUACAGAUGGCACUUGAUCUGAUGCACAAGAAAGAAAACAAAGAUAUGAUUACUGGUCUACGGACGAAAACAGAACCAGGGAGACCUAACUGGGGAAAGCUUUUUGGCCAGAUUAUGCAGGAGGACCGGGGUAAAAUCAAAGUUUUCUUCUGUGGGGCACCAGCUCUUGGAAAGACGAUAAAAGAAGAAUGUGAAAAACUGAAGAUAGCAUUCUCAAAAGAAAAUUUCUAA
Messenger RNA from Ylistrum balloti, 3117 nucleotides. Its product is annotated as NADPH oxidase 5-like. The transcript has 15 exons. Gene Ontology annotation, biological process: superoxide anion generation; defense response. Gene Ontology annotation, molecular function: calcium ion binding; superoxide-generating NAD(P)H oxidase activity. Gene Ontology annotation, cellular component: NADPH oxidase complex; plasma membrane. The record is from RefSeq and is a predicted model, not a curated record. The coding region runs from base 1 to 3117 and encodes 1038 amino acids. NCBI's taxonomy places the organism in Eukaryota, Metazoa, Mollusca, Bivalvia, Pectinida, Pectinidae.